UGACCACCAUGUCGAACUACGCGCCGAGUGACGAGGGCUCGUUACCUCAGCCUUCCUCCGACUCCUUCUGGGAGGUCGGGAACUACAAGACCACGGUGAAGCGUAUGGAGGACGGGUACCGCCUGUGUAACGAACUCAUGACGAUGGUCAAGGAGCGAUGUGAGAUUGAGAAAUCCUAUGCAAAGGCACUCAAGCAUUGGGCCAAGAAAUGGAACAAGUCUGUUGAAGAAGGUCCAGAGUAUGGCACCAUGGCUUCAGGGUGGAAGAGCUUCUGUACUGAAGCAGAGAGAGUUCACGACUUGCACAUGGAGGUUCGUGACAAGCUCAUCUCAGACAUUCAGGAGGAGGUGGCCACCUGGCAGAAGGAGAAUUACAAGAAGUUGAUGAUGACAGGCUUCAAGGAGACAAAAGAAGCAGACGAUGCAUUCAGAAAGGCACAGAAACCAUGGGCCAAAAUGCUACAAAGGGUAAACCAAUCAAAGAAAGCGUACCACACAGCCUGUCGGAAUGAGAAGACUGCCAUCAACGCAGAGAACAACGGCAAGAAGGACACCUCCAUCUCACCUGACAAGGUCAAGGCUCUCCGAGAGAGAGUGGAAAAAUGUAAAGCUGAGACAACAAAGACAAAAGACAAGUAUGACAAAGCCCUACAGGAGAUCAACGGGUACAAUGCCAAGUACAUGGAGGACAUGACCCUGCAGUUUCAGAAGUGCCAGGAGUUUGAAGAAAAACGACUUCAGUUCUUCAAACAGACACUGCUUAAUAUGCACCAAUGUCUAGACUUGUCGGUAGAACAAAGAUUUCCUCAGAUUUACACAGACUUGCAGCAGUCUAUAGUCAAGGUGGAGUCUGGACAGGACCUCAAAUGGUGGGCCAAAAACCAUGGAACAGAGAUGGGCAUGAACUGGCCACAGUUUGAGGAAUACAACCCAGAGCUGCGUGCCAUCACCAAGAAGAGUAAGAAGAACGUGGCAAACGAAGGGAUCACCAUGACAAACAUCACCCCUCUGACAGAGAACUACCAGCCCAACUCCUACCACCACCAACAGGCUCAGGAUUCACAGAAUUCGUCUGGUUCAGUUGAUGAUUAUGAUGAUUCCAAGAACCCUUUUGCGGAAGAUGACAACCCAACAAGUAAAGCCUCUUCACGCCCGACAAGUAACACCAGCAACACAGCUGAGUGGAGUGAUGAGGACGAGGCCAACCCCUUCACAAAUGGCGGGGGUGGCGGUGGGACGGGAGACGCAGAAGUCGGGGUUCCAGUACGGGCGCUGUACGACUACGAGGGUCAGGAGGACGACGAACUGACUUUCAAAGCAGGUGACCUCCUGACCAAGCUGGAGGAUGAGGAUGAACAGGGUUGGUGUAAAGGAAAGUUCCGCGGGCGCUUUGGCUUGUACCCGGCCAACUACGUGGAACCGGUAUAAACAACGUGAAGGUGCAGACGGCCCCUGGAUUUCCCAGCAGGCCUUGUGCUCCCAGAGACGUAGUAGCGGAGAUACGAACGUAGUCCCCCGAUUAUAUACAGUGAUGGUUAUCCAAGUUAUGUUACUGCGAUACCAGGGUGGGAACAUUGUAUGUACAGCGUGUGGAUGGAAAAUAGAUAUGUUCUAUGUAUACAGGACACUUACUGUGUAUAUGUCUGGGGAUGGAUACUACCUAUAUGCAUGUUAAGCAAAAUACAGUAAUUUUCUAUGACAUGAUAUAUCAAAUGUCAUAGGCAGAUGGUAGUGUGUACAAUACUGAAAGGAAGGAUGGGCGCUGAAUGUAUAUUUGGUAAACUGGUGACACAGUAAAUUCUCCUUUACACAGUUAGUAUGGACAAACAUACUGUAAAAUGUGCUGCAUGUUUAUAUAACAGUAUAAACACCGGAGUAACCCCAAAUUGUCCAGAUAUCUGGCCCUUAUAGAUGCAGGUGUACCUUAUUACCGAUAGACAAUAGUACAGUCUAUACCAACAAAGAGCAUGUCUAACUUCAUGUCUACUGAUUUUUGUAUGGCUCGACUAGACAUGUUCAGAUGGCUGUUGACUUUUUUCAACAAGAUAGUUAAAGAUAAACAAUAGUUGUACUGAAAACGGCAUAUCUUUGCAUAUAUUUAAUGUUUCAGAAAAGGCACCACAAGUCAAGGGUGUAAAAGUUACUGAACCUUCAUACUUAUUACUAUGAAAGACAUUUAUUGGAAAAGGUUGAUGGCAUCAUGUACAAUUUUCUUGUUGAGACUUUGGUAUUGAGAAGAGAACAUAUGAAUUAUGUAUGUUAUAGAAGUCUUUUUUGCCAACUUUGGUAGUUAGCAUUACUCAUUACUUUACUUAUGGUAGUUAAUACAACAGUUGAGUAUUUACUCUUGUGCUAGCAGUGUCUGUGCUUCGCUAUGCAAAUUAUUACCUAAUUAUCAUAUAUACAUGUCAUAAGUUAUUUAGAGCCAGUAACUACGUAUAUAACUUGUACAUGCAUGUAUAGUUUGGUCAUGUACUCUUCUGUGUUUGGUUAGAUUGAUGAUAAUGAAAAUCUAUUCAGAUUCUUUUAAUCAUUUCAAAGAGGUUUUUGUGUUGGGAUCUGUUUGGUUAGUUUGGCAGUGCAAGGUCUAAAGAGUAAUUGAAAAAUUGCCAAAAAGGAGAUAAUAAUGCAAAAGAUAUGAGGUACAUGUAUGUGUAUAGAUAACUGACUUUCCAGACAGGGAAAUAGCGUGAUUAACUGUGGUACAUGUACUUCGGCAAAUUUCAGUCUUGACAUUUACUUGCAGUGAAACAACUAAUUGAAUAAGUUAGGCCCCGGUUAAAUUUGUAAAACUAGUGUAAAUGUUAUAACAUUCAUGCAUAUGAGGUCACUUGCAUGAUUGAUGAAUAACUUACAAUAACACGUACGUGGACCUGAUAUUAUGUAACUGAACCUCACAUUUUAUACUGUGCCAUCAGUAGAAAGGUUAGCUAAUUUGAGAAACAAACAACAUUUACUUCAUAUUUGGGUGCUCAAUCUAGGGGAAGCCAUUCAUACCUUAGCAUGAUUUUUUUUUCAAUUCUACAAUCUGUAUGUCCUUGGGAAACAGAAGACAUUAUGGUGUUCAUAUUUGACAUGAUUUCAUGUGUUACUAGUAUCUGUGGCUUAUAGUGACCAUGAUUUCAUUGUUAUAUUGAUGUGUGGAUACAUGUAUUUGUGGCAGGGUGUUGGGCACUAUGUGCCUUUUGUACUUGUUCAAAACUUACACAAGUAAGAGCCACCUCACAGUCCCAAGUAUGCAUGUACAGCUGUAAUGCAUUGUGGUCUAAGGUCAGAGUUAAAGCCCUUCUACUGUUGAAGACUAGACAUUUUCACCACUUAGCUUCCCAUUCUUCCAACCUCCAUCCACCAUUUUUACACCUUUACACUACCGUUUUCCCAAGCGGUAUCCUUUGAGUCUGUUUCCUAAUCUGAAAUGUUCACAACGACAAAUCAGGACACCACAGAAGGUACCAAAAUACAGCCCUCAUGUAGUGUACUGGCCACUUGGGCACUUCUGAUGGGCCUUAACCUCUGACCUUACCCACAAUCCAUGGCAGCACUGGAACUGUGGGAUGGCUAAUACAAAUGUAAUACUUGUAUCCACCUUCCAUGUGUAUGAAGUAUCAUAAUGACAUGUAAUGUAGCUAACUUUAAAUCAUAUGAUUUUCCAAGUUCACAAAUAAUUCAACCAUACAAUCUUCCAACCUCAAAGAUUAUCUAAAUCACACAAUUUUCAAGCUUGCACGAUCAAUGAUAUCAACAAGUAUUUAAUUUGAUUGUGAAAUGCUAACUUGCCUAUUUGAUUUAUGUUGAUUUUUUUCUUCCAAACGGUAUUCUUCCAUCUGUGUAUAUUUUCAUUUUGGUUUGAUUGAGUGUGCUAUCUUCCUUUGUAUAUGAACAUUCAUUUACAUUAUAUAUACAGCUCUAUUUA
This is a messenger RNA of Branchiostoma belcheri (Belcher's lancelet), 3912 nucleotides long. Its product is annotated as protein kinase C and casein kinase substrate in neurons protein 1-like. Gene Ontology annotation, biological process: regulation of endocytosis; cytoskeleton organization; plasma membrane tubulation. Lineage: Eukaryota; Metazoa; Chordata; Leptocardii; Amphioxiformes; Branchiostomatidae. Gene Ontology annotation, molecular function: phospholipid binding; protein binding. The record is from RefSeq and is a predicted model, not a curated record. Gene Ontology annotation, cellular component: cytoplasm; plasma membrane; endosome.